AUGCGCGCGCCCAUAAUGACGCCUCCCCAAUGGCAGGAUUCGAAGCUGUUCAAGCCUCUGCAAAUUGGACAAGUGAAGCUCGCGCAUCGCAUGGUCAUGGCGCCCAUGACGAGGUUUCGCGCCGACGACGCAUAUGUCCCAUUGCCGUUCGCAACUACCUAUUAUACACAACGCGCCUCGGUUCCCGGUACCUUGAUAAUCACUGAAGGGACCCUGGUCUCUGAAAAUGCUGGUGGUUACACCAACGUACCGGGGAUUUGGUCCGAGACGCAGAUCGAGGAAUGGAGGAAGAUCACGAAAGCGGUGCAUGACCAAGGGUCCUAUAUCGUUCUACAGCUGUGGUCACUCGGCCGCACGGCCGACCCGACCGUCGCAAGCAGGAUUGGGAUCAAGUUUGCAUCUUCCAGCGCGCAGGCCAUCACUCCCGGAGCAACGCCCGUCCCAGCCGAGCUCACGAGGGCAGAGAUCCAAGGACUGGUCCAAGAUCACGCUAAAGCAGCUUGGAAUGCCGUAAUGAAAGCGGGCUUUGAUGGCGUCGAAAUCCACGGCGCCAACGGCUACCUCAUUGACCAAUUCACCCAAAAUGUCUGCAAUACCCGGACAGACGAGUACGGCGGCUCCGUGGAGAAUCGAUCGCGCUUCGCCCUGGAAGUGGCUGCUGCCGUGGUCGCCGCCGUGGGUGCGGACAAGGUCGGGAUUCGCUUGAGCCCCUACAGCACAUUCCAGGGUAUGGGGAUGAAGAACCCCCGACCGCAAUUUACCCAUCUCCUGCAAGGCCUCAGGCAGCUGAAGCUAGCAUUCAUUCACCUGGUGGAGUCGCGGGUCUCCGGGAAUGCCGACGUUGAGGAAGGCGAGAACCUCGACUUCGCCAUCGAUGCCUGGGCCGACACCAGCCCGAUCAUCAUCGCCGGCGGGUUUCGCGCGGAGACGGCGAGGAAGGCGGUCGAUGAACAGUACCCAGCCAGGGAUAUCGCCAUCGCUUUUGGCCGAAGUUUCACUUCCAACCCUGACCUGCCUUUUCGGAUCCGCAAGGGAAUAGAUGUCGUUCCCUACGACCGAGAUACGUUUUACAGUUCAGGUUUGGAGGAAGGGUAUAUAGAUUACCGAUUCUGCCCGGAGUUUGAGCGGGAGAGCAGGGUUUAG
This is a messenger RNA of Exophiala mesophila, 1143 nucleotides long. RefSeq lists its product as uncharacterized. The coding region runs from base 1 to 1143 and encodes 380 amino acids. Gene Ontology annotation, molecular function: NADPH dehydrogenase activity; FMN binding. The transcript has a single exon. NCBI's taxonomy places the organism in Eukaryota, Fungi, Ascomycota, Eurotiomycetes, Chaetothyriales, Herpotrichiellaceae. The record is from RefSeq and is a predicted model, not a curated record.